AUGGGUUCCGUCUCGAACGAGCCCGUCCACACUCUCUUCGACGAGAAUGUCGUGCCUCAAGCUCCCGAGGAUCCCCUCUUCGGGUUGAUGGCCGCGUACCGGAGGGACACCUUUGAGAAGAAAGUUGAUCUGGGUAUCGGUGCGUACAGGGACAACAAUGCGAAACCUUGGGUUUUGCCCGUGGUGAAGAAGGCCGACGAGAUUCUGCGGAGCGACCCCAACCUCAACCACGAGUACCUGCCUAUCGCCGGUCUCGCCGAGUUCACCUCUGCUGCUCAGAAACUCAUUCUCGGCCCAGCCAGCCCCGCCAUCAAGGAAGGAAGAGCAGCAACACUCCAGACCAUCUCCGGCACCGGCGCCGUGCACCUAGGCGGCCUCUUCCUGUCCAAAUUCCUGGCAAAGCCUCACCCACCAACCAUCUACCUGUCGAACCCGACAUGGGCAAACCACAACCAAAUCUUCACCAACGUCCACCUCCCCAUCAAGCAAUACCCGUACUUCUCGGCAAAGACCAAAAUGCUCGACUGCGACGGCCUUCUGAGCACCUUGAAAUCCGCAGAGCAAGGGAGCAUCAUCCUAUUACACGCGUGCGCGCACAACCCGACAGGCGUGGACCCGACACAGGACCAAUGGAAACAGAUUGCCGAGAUCAUGCGCGAGCGCAAGCUGUUCCCCUUCUUCGACUGCGCAUACCAGGGCUUCGCCUCCGGGAGCCUGUCCCAGGACAACUUCGCGAUCCGAUACUUCAUCGAGCAAGGCUUCGAACUCAUCAUCGCGCAGUCCUUUGCCAAGAACUUCGGCCUCUACGGCGAAAGAGCUGGGGCAUUCCACUUCGUCGCCGCCCCCGGUGGCAACGCAGGGGAUGUCACAAAACGCGUGGCAAGCCAGUUGGCGAUCCUACAGCGGUCCGAGAUCUCCAACCCGCCAGCCUACGGCGCCCGCAUUGCCGCUAUCGUGCUGAACGACCCGAAGCUGUUCGCCGAGUGGGAGGACGACCUGCGCACCAUGUCCGGCCGGAUCAUCGACAUGCGCAAGGCCCUCAAGUCGUCGCUGGACAAGCUCCAGACGCCCGGCAACUGGGACCACAUUACCAGUCAGAUCGGCAUGUUUUCGUUCACGGGGAUCAGCGAGAAGCAGGUGUUGGCGAUCAGAGAGAAGUGGCAUGUAUACAUGACCAAGAACGGCCGGAUCAGUAUGGCGGGCUUGAACACGGGGAAUGUAGAGUACUUCGCGAAGGCGCUGGAUGAUGUCGUCAGGAACGUCCAAUAG
This is a messenger RNA of Cladophialophora yegresii CBS 114405, 1269 nucleotides long. RefSeq names its product aspartate aminotransferase. Gene Ontology annotation, molecular function: pyridoxal phosphate binding; L-aspartate:2-oxoglutarate transaminase activity. Bases 1 to 1269 code for a protein of 422 amino acids. Gene Ontology annotation, biological process: L-aspartate biosynthetic process. The record is from RefSeq and is a predicted model, not a curated record. Gene Ontology annotation, cellular component: cytosol. The transcript is spliced from 3 exons. NCBI's taxonomy places the organism in Eukaryota, Fungi, Ascomycota, Eurotiomycetes, Chaetothyriales, Herpotrichiellaceae.